UCAGCCUCCGGAGGAUGCGGCGCGCCUAGGAUGCUUCUGAGCCUGGUUGUGCCGCUGACGGCGCUCCUCGGCCUGCGGCUCGGCGCCGGUGCGCACGCCAUCGUCUUCACCCCUGGGGAAUGGAAUUUGCUAGGUCUGCUACUGACACUCUUCUCCCCUGGGACAGACCUGCCUAGCCCUCCAUCUGUGUGGUUUGAAGCAGAAUUUUUCCACCAUGUCCUCCACUGGACUCCCAUCCCAAACUCAUCUGAAAGCACCUACUAUGAAGUGGAGCUCCUGAGGUAUGGAACAGGCCCAUGGCAGACCAUCCACAACUGCAGCCAGCCCGGGAUGCUGUCCUGUGAUCUCACCAUGGUGACCCUGGACCUGUACCACAGCAAUGGGUACAAAGCCAAAGUCCGGGCAGUGGAUGGAGGCCAGCACUCCAACUGGACCAUCACCAACACUCGCUUCUCUAAGGAUGAAGUGACUCUGACAGUUGGCAGUGUGAAGCUGAAGAGGCACAAUGGCUCCAUCUUCGGGACAAUCCACCCCCCCAGGCCCAAGAUCGCCCCUGCGGGUGACACAUACGAAAGCAUCUUCCCGUACUUCCGCGAGUACGAGAUUGAGGUGCGCAAGGCCCCAGGAGACUAUAAGUUCCCACACAAGAAGGUACAACAGGAAAACUUCAUCAUCCCAAUUGCUGGAGAGAUUGGAAAGUUCUGUGUCAAGGUGAAACCAUCUGUCGGCUCCCUAACAAACAAAGGGGCGUGGUCCAUGGAGGAGUGCAUCGUCCUCACCCUGCAGUACUUCACCGCGACCAACCUCAGCAUCUUCUUCGUCUUCGUGCUGCUGCUCUGUGGGGCGCUGUCCUACUGCCUGGCCCUGCAGCUCUAUGUGCGGCGCCCCGGGAAGAUGCCCACCGUCCUGGUCUUCAAUAAGCCCAGUCCCUUCAUCGCGAUCAGCCAACUUCCUUGGCCAGAGACCCACGUCACCAUCCACCCCCUGGACGAGGAGGCCUUCCCCAAGGUGUCCCCAGAGCUGAGGAACUCGGAACUUCAUGGCAGCACAGACAGCGGCUUUGACAGUGCUAAGCCAUCCCUGCAGACCGAAGAACCCCACUUCCUCCUUUCUGCCUCUGACCCCCAGGCCAAGGAGAUGACGAGAAAGGGGGCACCCCUGGAGCUGGAGAGCAGCUGCAGCAGCGGCAGCAGCACCAGCACAGACAGUGGGAUCUGCUUGCAGGAGCACAGCCUAUGUCCCAGCAUGGCACCCCACUGGGAGCCACAGCCGGGGAGCAACAGCCCAGGUGAGGACGACAGUGGUAUUAGCCUAGUCCAGAAAUCUGAGGGGCAGCCUGGGGAUACACUGAGUAGCUCCGUCUUGGCCCAUGUUGGGCCCCCAAUGCCUGAGGUUCCUGGGGAAGAAGACUCGUCCACACUGGCAUUCCAGGGCUACCUGAAACAGUCCAGAUACACAGAGGAGAAGGAAGCCAAGGCAGACUGCCUGGAGGAAGAAUCCUCCCCAACAGAUAGCCUUGACCCCAAAUUCUGGACAUGCCUGGAUGCAGAGACGGGCUGGUCUCCACCAGCCAUGGCCAACGGCUAUUUGAAACAGGGUACCCCAGGAAUGACUCUCGCGCCUUCAGGGGCCCCAACUGAACAGUGGAGCCACCCAAGUGAGGAAUGGUCACUUCUGGGCUUAACCAGCUGUGGUGACCUAGGAACUUCUGACUGGAGGUUUGAUCAUGUUCUUGCCCCUCUGGGCUGUGUGGUAGCCCCAGGUGGACUCCUGGGUAGCUUUGACUCAGACCUGGUCACCCAGCCACUGAUCUCCAGCCUGCAUUCAAACAAGUGACUCAGGCUUAGGGGCUGCUUUGAUUUCAGCUAUGCCCCACCUGCAUCAGGAGGACAUCUCAGAGGUGAAAGGUAAAACAUGAGGUCAGUCUGGGCACUUAGCAUUGUGAGCCCCUGAAGGCAGCCAGGUUCAGGAGCCUGGCCGUGGUCCCCAUGGCAGGAGGAAGCUGUUUGGCUAAAUCGGCUCAGGGAGUGUGUACACCAGCCUUGCCUGGUGAGCAUAGUGCCCUGCAGGCCUGGGAAGAGAAGGGCAAGGGGGACUCCCUCCUCCUCGAGACUCUUCCUGUGUCAGAGCGGAUUCUUUGCUGAGGGGAGUCAUGGAGUUUGAAUUGUGCUGAGGCUUCCAGGCUGAAGCCAGCACAGACAUAGGCCUCCCUGCGUUCAGUCAUGUGGCAGGUCCCGCAAGAGGAUGGAGACUGGGAGGAUGAAGGCUUCCGGGCUUCGCUGCAGGAGUCAUUUUUAGGGGGAAAAGGGAAACAGCAGAGCCCAAAUCUGACAUGGGCUUGUCCCAUUCCAGAAGCUCCCCACUGUCAGGCCUCCAAGGUUGUAUCUGCCCUGGCCAGUCAGUCAGUCAACUGACCAUUAUUGCGGAACAUCAGGAAGAAGGGAGCUGACACCGAGAAGGGGCUCUGGCUCAGAACCUGUUCUCUGGGGACGUCUCAUGCCCACUGCAGGCAGCUCACUACUCCUAGCAAGUGGCUCUGAGGCAUUUGAAGUGGCUGGGCCAUUCACCAUCCCCACCCAGCUGCCCCCAUCAUCUUGCUGACGGUUCCACAAAAACCGUGGUGGUUUGUAUUGGUCUAAUCGCAGUCUUUAGGUGGCCUCUGGGUUCAGAUGCCAGAUGCCCUAGUCAGCCUCAAGCAUCAUGUUGGGACCUGACCUCAUGUUGCUGCUAAUGUCCAGCUCCAGAUCCACAGGCUAGGAACCUGGGCUGGGAUCCCUGCUGUCAGUGUUCAGCUGUGUGACCUUGGCUUAGCCACUUUCCAGAGGGCCUUGGCUACCCAGGCUGUGAAAGAAGGACUCAAUCUCUAAUCCUCUGUGCUGGAUGUUAACCUGGUUGGUCUCUGGGGUGACAUUUCCAGCCCUGUCUGACCCUGGGCUGGGAGGAGGUGGGCUGUCUACACAGCCAGCUUGGCUCACGCACUGAGUGCUCCCAGAUCCAGCAGAAGUCGUGGUUUCUUACCUAGAGAGCAGCCAGACUCUGGGGGCCAGAUAGGGCAGAUGGGAAUCUGCUGCCCCAAAGCCGGCUUAUAGCCUUUAAGCAAGAGGCUGGUAGUGGUGACAAGCCUGGGCUAUGCCCCUGAGCCAUCACUGGCCUUUCUGUGGUGCAUUCUGGAAAUAGACAUUCCAGCCCAGGGAAUCAGCCAGGACCUGCCUACUCUUUCCAGAGAGUUCUUGGAUCCCAGUGUGAUAACUCAUUCUGGAAACAGGCUCGAGGGAGGAUUCCUCAGGGUACCCUUGAAAUGCUUGUUAUUUAUUUUAAUCAUUUAUUUAUUGAAAGAGCAGCAGAGUACAGUGAAAGUGCUCUGGGCAUGUGAAGAGCCUGGGAGUUCUAGUUCUGACUCCACUUUUCUGGUAUUUGUGGCCAUGGGAAAAUCCUGUAAAACUAGAAAAACAAUUCCUGACUUAUUUCAUUCAUUGGGCUGUGCAGCUCCACUGAGCUGGAGGAUAAGACUGUGCCUUGAACACAAAACUCUGUGAGUGAUGCGUUUUCUGAAUUUCAAUAAAUUAUCAGG
Condylura cristata (star-nosed mole) is the source of this 3571-nucleotide messenger RNA. It is a transcript of the gene IL10RA, whose product is annotated as interleukin 10 receptor, alpha. The transcript is spliced from 7 exons. Bases 31 to 1836 code for a protein of 601 amino acids. Gene Ontology annotation, molecular function: protein binding. The record is from RefSeq and is a predicted model, not a curated record. NCBI's taxonomy places the organism in Eukaryota, Metazoa, Chordata, Mammalia, Eulipotyphla, Talpidae.